AUGGGAGGGUUUGUUCGUGAUCCAAUUUAUGGAAUGAUAGAAAUCCAUCCUCUCUGCGAAAAGAUCAUUCGAUUACCUGAGUUUCAGAGACUGCAUGAUUUGAAACAGCUAGGGUGUCUGCAUUAUACCUAUCCAGGGGCUACACACGAUCGUUUUCAGCAUUGCAUCGGCGUCUAUCAUCUAGCAGAAGUGUUUAUCAAUCAUCUGCAGAAGGCGCAGCCAGAAUUGGAGAUUACGGAGCAAGAGAAGCUAGCAGUGUGUAUUGGUGGUCUUGUCCACGAUUUGGGACAUGUAAUGCUCUGCCAUAUGUAUCCGCGCUAUGUACAGUAUUGCAAAAACGAGCUUCCGCUCUCGCACGAACUAAUGAGUGUGUUGAUUUUUCGAAGUGUAAUUCAAAAAUGGGGCCUAUCCAAGGACUUUUUGGAUGCAUCCAACUCAUCUGUGAUAUUAUUCUCGGAUCCAAAGACAAGGGAUGUCCCGCAUUCCCCUGGAUCGGCGCGCCUGGCCGCGAAUUUCUGCUCCAAAUCGUGGCCAAUGCGAGGUUUCCAUUGGGUUGGCGUGAAGUUUAUUCGUAGAAGUGGGAUUGAUGUGGAUCGUUUUGAUUACAUGGUGCGAGAUUGCUAUCAUUUAGGGCUUCACUGCUCCUACAAUUACGACAACAUUCUUCUGCGCUCGCGUUGCAUCCGAAACGAGCAGGAUCAGUGGGAGAUUUGCUUCAAUCACAAAGUCUUCUACGAUGUCUGCGAUAUGUUCCAGUGCAGAUUGAAUCUUUGCAGGCGAGCCUAUUUGGUAAGCGAUGCUCUUCGGAUGACUACCUUGCAGCAUCCUUCUUGUCGAAUCAUCGAGCGAAUGCUCAUCGAGGCUUUUCAGAUCGCCGAGGAGCAGGGCGUUGGGAUUCAGACCGCCAACGGAACUGUCAAACUGUCCGAAUUGAUACGAUCGCCCGAAGAAUACAUACAAGCUUUCAAAGAGAACAGGCUGGAUUCAUUGCUCGAGCCCUAUCUGAAAGCCACGGAUUACUUCAUUUUGCAGCUCAGAAACUCAGUGGAGCCCGGGUUGGAGGCUGCCCGUCACCUGAUCCAGCGGAUCGAAAUGCACGACUAUUAUCCAUUCGUUGGGAGAAUUUUGGUUACGAACCAAGAGAACGGAGAUGAUUAUGAGAACCUCACAUAUGAUGACUUGAUUAAUGGGAAACUCAGCUUUCGGAAUACCAGAAAGCUCAUAGUGAAGAUCAAGGAGCUUCUCAAACUGAAGGCAGAGGAGAUGGGCAUUCCAUUUGAUCCAGCUACUCUUUACAUCGAUGCUUGUAAGAUGGAUAUGGGAUCCAAGGGAAAGAAUCCACUCCCGCCAAUUUCGUUUUUUUCUGAUAUCAAUCCCGAUAAACGAAUCAAGAUGGGUCUUGAAGAAGGGAGAGUGUUGGGAAGCUAUGUGGACUAUAAACUCUUCUUCUAUUCUCGGGGUGACAAGUCAACAGUCGAUGCGUUCCAAAAGCUGUUAGCUAUUGGAGACACGCUGUGCAGUAGCUCUAACUAUAAUUAG
This is a messenger RNA of Blastocystis hominis, 1539 nucleotides long. RefSeq lists its product as hypothetical. Gene Ontology annotation, biological process: dGTP catabolic process. Gene Ontology annotation, cellular component: nucleus. The transcript has 8 exons. The record is from RefSeq and is a predicted model, not a curated record. Gene Ontology annotation, molecular function: dGTPase activity. Lineage: Eukaryota; Bigyra; Opalinata; Blastocystidae. The coding region runs from base 1 to 1539 and encodes 512 amino acids.